AUGCCCCUUUCUCUCAUUAAGCACGAAGCUACUUCUCCACCCCUAACGCUGGCUCAGAUCCCAGAUUACGGCCUUAGUGCGUUCCUCGAAGAUGACGAGGAGAUAACCACUCAACUCUCUCAACAACCUCCAAAAGCAGAACUGGAGGAUGAUAUAUUGGAGGAUGUGAUCCAAGACGACGAGGAGAUUUCCACGCUGUUGACGCAAGAAUGGCACGAUACAGACCAGGAGGUGUUUCCCUACACCAAGACACCCAACGAAUGA
Molecule: messenger RNA, 264 nt
Organism: Alternaria atra
Lineage: Eukaryota; Fungi; Ascomycota; Dothideomycetes; Pleosporales; Pleosporaceae
Exons: 1
Coding region: 1-264 (87 amino acids)
Source: RefSeq, a predicted model, not a curated record